AUGUACCCCGCCUCAGCGCCGGGCGCCACGCCUUCCUAUCGCGAUAACGGGGUGCCAAACCAUAACAAAAAAAGAAACCGCAGCGAGUUUGAGGCUGGAGGGCUGUACCAAGCUGAGCUUUUUCUGAAUCGCCAGACCUACAGUUACCGUGUUCCAAAGUACAGGGAUGUCAACGGCGCUUACCCCCAUACAUUUCAGACGCCGGUUUCUCCAGGUUAUAGGCCUCCACAGCGUUCAGUUCAAGGAGGCCUGUUACCACAGCAAAACAGCAACAUCUCCACCAAUCCGUCACCCAUGGCUUAUAGGCCACCCCAACCAUUCAGCCGCGCUCAGCAGAACAAUCAUGAUAUCCUAGCAAAUCAACUGCCAUUCGCUUAUGAGACACCUGACCAAUUCAGCCGACCUCAGCAGAACGGCAACAUCUCUCCGCAUCAGCCACCGUUCGCUUAUACGCCACCGCAACCAUUAAGAGGCAUUCAGCAGAAUAACCAUAACAUUUUACCUGGUCAUUCACCGUACGCUUAUGCGCCAUCGCAGCCGCUGGGUCACAGUGGCCUUCUUCAACAACACCACAACGGUAUACGAGGCCACAUCCCUGAAGUGCAAAACCACCAAAGAGGGUUGAAUAGGCCUCAACUCAAUAUAUCGCUAAAUAGCCAAGUUGGGGCCAUUCGGGACCGGAGGCCUUAUGUCGUUGACAAUUGUCCUCGGGCAUUGGACAAUGGCGAUAUUCCGAACUGGAACAUCCUAGAAAACCUCGAACAGUCACCGGAAGACCAAAGGUUUAUCGACUAUAUUAAUGGAGACCAUGCGUUUCAAGAUUUGGAGUUUCCAUAUUUGCCGGAUGGCGGAGUUCCCCGGCAACGACUAUGGAAUAAUGAUGAUAUUCCCAUUCACCAUUCACAUUUCAUCGGCUUGCGGGACAUCAACCGCGGGCUUGAUUUGAAUCCACCACACGAGGCUGGAUCACGCGAGGCCGAGUCAGACGAUGACCUGUCUGAAGACGACCAGUUAGAUGAGGUCCUGUCUGAGGACGACCAGUCAGAUGAGGACCUCUCUGAGGACGACCAGUUAGACGAGGACCUGUCGGAGGACGACCUCUCCCAGGACGACCUCUCCCAGGACAUUAACGACAACGAGAUCCUUGAAGACGACGAGUUAUCCGGUAACCAGCAGCAACUUGUGCCCGCCGUUAUGCAGAAUCUUAAUCUAAAGAUCUGUGACGAGCAUGAGUGCGGGGAACCCACUUUCUACCUAACGCAAAGGGCAAGAAAGUGCCGGUUCCACCUUGAAAACCCGCCGCCUCAAACUCGGUGGGAAGAUCUCGACCACGCUCCCACAGCCGAUCCGGAUGCUUGUUCCGGAUGUAACGGCCUCCGCCCGCGCAGGGCUCCCGGUAGAACAUGCUGGGAAUGCCUGUGCAAAAAUCGGCGGCAGAGAUAUGGUGUUUGUGACGGGUGUCCUGCUUCUUGGUGCCCAAAUCGGGUUGUGGAGGGAGCUUAG
Messenger RNA from Neurospora crassa OR74A, 1503 nucleotides. RefSeq lists its product as hypothetical. The coding region runs from base 1 to 1503 and encodes 500 amino acids. The transcript has a single exon. The record is from RefSeq and is a predicted model, not a curated record. Lineage: Eukaryota; Fungi; Ascomycota; Sordariomycetes; Sordariales; Sordariaceae.